AUGCGUUCAAUUUUCUUUAUUUUCCUAGCAUUUGCGCUGAUUUGUGUGAUUGUGGCAGAUGAUUCCCAUAAUGGAGACGACCGCGUACGCCGUGACGACGACAGGGAGAAGAGAGAUGGCGAUGCUGAAAAAGGUCAACCCGCUCGCCGUGACUUAAAGAGAAUAGAUAGAGAUGCCAAGGAUCCAAGCAGCCGCGCUCGUCGUCUCGAUUUGUUACGUCACCAGAGAAGCGACGACGAGGCGCAACAGGACCAUCAAGAGGAAAAGAGAGAUGGCAAUGACCAAGGAGCUCAACGUGAACGCCGUGACGACAAGGAGGCCGGAGCUCAACGUGAACGCCGUGACGGCGAUGAGCAUCUAGCUCAACGUGAACGCCGUGACGACAAGGAGGCCGGAGCUCAACGUGAACGCCGUGACGGUGAUGAGCUUGUAGCUCAACGUGAACGCCGUGACGACAAGGAGGCAGGAGCUCAACGUGAACGCCGUGACGGCGAUGAGCAUCUAGCUCAACGUGAACGUCGUGACGGCGAUGAGCAUGUAGCUCCACGUGAACGCCGUGACGGCGAUGAGCAUGUAGCUCAACGUGAACGCCGUGACGACAAGGAGGCCGGAGCUCAACGUGAACGCCGUGACGACAAGGAGGCAGGAGCUCAACGUGAACGCCGUGACGGCGAUGAGCAUGUAGCUCAACGUGAACGCCGUGACGACAAGGAGGCAGGAGCUCAACGUGAACGCCGUGACGACAAGGAGGCCGGAGCUCAACGUGAACGCCGUGACGGCGAUGAGCAUGUAGCUCAACGUGAACGCCGUGACGACAAGGAGGCCGGAGCUCAACGUGAACGCCGUGACGACAAGGAGGCAGGAGCUCAACGUGAACGCCGUGACGGCGAUGAGCAUGUAGCUCCACGUGAACGCCGUGACGACAAGGAGGCCGGAGCUCAACGUGAACGCCGUGACGGCGAUGAGCAUCUAGCUCAACGUGAACGCCGUGACGACAAGGAGGCCGGAGCUCAACGUGAACGCCGUGACGGCGAGGAGCAGCUAGCUCAACGUGAACGCCGUGACGACAAGGAGGCAGGAGCUCAACGUGAACGCCGUGACGGCGAUGAGCAUGUAGCUCAACGUGGACGCCGUGACGACAAGGAGGCAGGAGCUCAACGUGAACGCCGUGACGACAAGGAGGCAGGAGCUCAACGUGAACGCCGUGACGACAAGGAGGCAGGAGCUCAACGUGAACGCCGUGACGGCGAUGAGCAUCUAGCUCAACGUGAACGCCGUGACGACAAGGAGACCGGAGCUCAACCUCAACGUGAACGCCGUGACGACAAGGAGGCAGGAGCUCAACGUGAACGCCGUGACGACAAGGAGGCAGGAGCUCAACGUGAACGCCGUGACGGCGAUGAGCAUGUAGCUCAACGUGAACGCCGUGACGACAAGGAGGCAGGAGCUCAACGUGAACGCCGUGACGACAAGGAGGCAGGAGCUCAACGUGAACGCCGUGACGACAAGGAGGCAGGAGCUCAACGUGAACGCCGUGACGGCGAUGAGCAUGUAGCUCCACGUGAACGCCGUGACGACAAGGAGGCCGGAGCUCAACGUGAACGCCGUGACGGCGAUGAGCAUCUAGCUCAACGUGAACGCCGUGACGACAAGGAGAUCGGAGCUCAACGUGGACGCCGUGACGGUGAUGAGCAUCUAGCUCAACGUGAACGCCGUGACGACAAGGAGGCCGGAGCUCAACGUGAACGCCGUGACGGCGAUGAGCAUGAGCUCAACGUGAACGCCGUGACGACAAGGAGGCAGGAGCUCAACGUGAACGCCGUGACGACAAGGAGGCAGGAGCUCAACGUGAACGCCGUGACGGCGAUGAGGCAGGGAGCUCAACGUGAACGCCGUGACGACAAGGAGGCCGGAGCUCAACGUGAACGCCGUGACGGCGAGGAGGCCGGAGCUCAACGUGAACGCCGUGACGACAAGGAGGCCGGAGCUCAACGUGAACGCCGUGACGACAAGGAGGCAGGAGCUCAACGUGAACGCCGUGACGACAAGGAGGCCGGAGCUCAACGUGAACGCCGUGACGGCAAUGAGCAGGUAGCUCCACGUGAACGCCGUGACGACAAGGAGGCAGGAGCUCAACGUGAACGCCGUGACGGCGAUGAGCAUCUAGCUCAACGUGAACGCCGUGACGGCGAUGAGCAUGUAGCUCCACGUGAACGCCGUGACGACAAGGAGGCCGGAGCUCAACGUGAACGCCGUGACGGCGAUGAGCAUCUAGCUCAACGUGAACGCCGUGACGACAAGGAGGCCGGAGCUCAACGUGAACGCCGUGACGACAAGGAGGCAGGAGCUCAACGUGAACGCCGUGACGACAAGGAGGCCGGAGCUCAACGUGAACGCCGUGACGGCGAUGAGCAUGUAGCUCAACGUGAACGCCGUGACGACAAGGAGGCCGGAGCUCAACGUGAACGCCGUGACGGCGAUGAGCAUGUAGCUCAACGUGAACGCCGUGACGGCGAUGAGCCUGUAGCUCAACGUGAACGCCGUGACGACAAGGAGGCAGGAGCUCAACGUGAACGCCGUGACGGCGAUGAGCAUGUAGCUCAACGGGAACGCUCAACAGAUGCUGAUACGGAUGCUGAACGUGUUCGUCGCGCUCUUCGUCGUAAAGCAAGAGAUGACGAUAGCGAUGAU
This is a messenger RNA of Mesorhabditis belari, 2691 nucleotides long. The record is from the annotation of a GenBank genome assembly. Lineage: Eukaryota; Metazoa; Nematoda; Chromadorea; Rhabditida; Rhabditidae.